AUGUCAAAUAAAAGCAGUCAAGUAUAUACUCCAGACCUAUCAUCAGGAUUCGUAGAUUUUUUAGAAAACGGUGAAUUCGAGGAAAUGCUAUCAAGUACACCCCGUCAAACAUACUACAAAUGUUUAUUAAGCCAAGAUUCUUUUUCUGACAUGACUUUUGAAAAUAUGUGGAAUGGUGAAGAUACAGAUGAAAAUGACGAGAUAUGUGUCAGAGCGUUGGACAUGUUACUUUGGGGAGAAGAAUAUGAGCAAGACGAAAAACUUAUAUUAAAAACUUACGAUAAAUUGUUAACAAUUAGUGCGCUAACAUUCGUUAUAGCAAGUAAAAGAAAAGCACUGUGUGUUGAUCAAAAAGUCGCUUUAAUACGUGCGAUUGAAAAAGGUGAAAAAAAAAGUGAUGUCGGGAAACGUUUUGGAUUCAGCCCAUCUAUUAUCGCUACUAUCUGGAAGAAUAAGGAUAAAAUAUUGCAUGCUGAAACAGAAGGAAGUUCUUGUAAAAAAAUAAGGAAACCGAAAUUUGAAGACUUGGACCAGGCCAUGUUAACGUGGUUCCAUAAACAACGUUGUAAUAAUGUACCUAUAUCUGGGCCUGUUUUGAAAACUAAAGCUGAACAUUUUGCUCAACAACUUGGUAUUAUAGAUUUCAAGGCCUCGGAAGGAUGGCUUGGAAAAUUUAAACAACGUCACAAUAUUACCUAUGGGAAAAUAAGCGGAGAAGCACUAAAUGUCGACUUGAAUGUUACUAACAGCUGGUUAAUUAAUGUGUGGCCAAAAUUGAAUGAAAAGUACACUCCGGAUAAUAUUUUUAAUGCUGAUGAGACAGGUAUUUUUUACAAAAUGACCCCAGAUAAAACAUUAAAAUUCAAAGGGGAAAAAUGCGUGGGAGGUAAACUUUCUAAAGAACGUAUCACUGCGUUUGUAGCAGCCAAUAUGAGUGGCACUGAAAAAAGAAAGAUUAUGGUAAUAGGCAAAUCAAAAAACCCGCGAUGUUUUAAAAAUAUUAAACGGUUGCCAGUCACUUAUAAAGCAAAUAAGUCAGCGUUGAUGACAUCAAUACUUUUUGAAGAAGAAAUAAGAAAAUGGGAUGCAGAAUUAAAGGGUUGA
Rhopalosiphum padi (bird cherry-oat aphid) is the source of this 1104-nucleotide messenger RNA. Its product is annotated as tigger transposable element-derived protein 4-like. Gene Ontology annotation, cellular component: nucleus. NCBI's taxonomy places the organism in Eukaryota, Metazoa, Arthropoda, Insecta, Hemiptera, Aphididae. The record is from RefSeq and is a predicted model, not a curated record. Gene Ontology annotation, molecular function: DNA binding. The coding region runs from base 1 to 1104 and encodes 367 amino acids. The transcript has 4 exons.